GAGUGUGCGUGUGUCACAUGGGAAGUAGUCAGGGUGCCGUCACAUGGUUUGUGUUUGCAAGCCGAGGCUGACAAAGAAAAAGACAAAGUUUGAGCGCUGUGCGGUUCUUUCGUUUCAAGCUCUCAAGUAGCUUUGAGCCCUGCUGCCUGUUAUGGAAAUUCCUGCCAUCAAUCUGAAGGCCAUCGUUCUGGUGCACUGGCUGCUUACAGUCUGGGGUUGCAUGGCGUGGCUGCCCACCUCGUUCGCCUGGGGCAACUUCAGCGUGCUGGCCGUGGGUGUGUGGGCCAUCGCUCACAGGGACUCCAUCGACGCCGUGCUGAUGUUUCUGAUCGGGAUGGCGAUGACCAUCCUGACGGAUAUCAUCCACUUUGGCAUCUACUAUUCGCUGAGUGAGAUGGCGUCGGAAAAGGGACGAGACGUGUUUCGCUUCAGCGCCGGCAUGGCCAUCCUGAGCUUGCUGCUCAAGCCCGCUUCCUGCUUCUUCGUCUACCAGAUGUACCGCGAGCGAGGGGGCGAUUACAACGUCAACUUUGGUUUCCCUUCCAUGAGCCGAAACAGAGAAGCGUACCAAUCCAUCGACCCCCAACAAGACGCGUCCACCAGCACCGCCAACCCCUUCAACCAGGCGCAGGACGUAAAGCCGACGCGGGCCUACUGACGCCCGCACGCUUAUCUGCUAUCAUUCAGCAUGACAUUUUUGUACCCUCAAGAUCCAUUGGGGAGAUGGGGGACAAGAAUGUAGAGGUGGGGGAAGGUUCGCAAAAAUGAGCUGUUGAUUAAUAAGAGCAAGCUCGCACCCGUGACUCCUCUGAGUCAAGGGCGAGCGCGCGCUCGUGGCUAAUUGAUGCGCCAUGCGGUAACAGCGAGUCCAUUUGUUAACGCCGGCCGCCAUCCUCCCCUGAGAUGUUUGCGUGAAGUGUUCAGCAAAAGAAGGAAAGACCUCAUUAGGUUACGAUGUCACGUUUUAAACAGUACACAUAUUUUAUGCCACCAUUUGUGUUUUAUUUUUAUACAAGCAUAAGCAAGCCUCACAUCAUAAUAAACAGAAACAUUGAAUUUUCCGUGACUAUAAUGUCCACAACGUUUGGGGGAAACUUCACAGCAUGAGUCGAAAACACGCUACACACUAACCCCAAAUCAUAUUCAUCACAAUAUGAAAUUAUAGGGAACAAACAAAUAAAAUACAUCUUGAAAAAUCGAUACAUUUGUCCUUAAGUUCCCAAAUAAAAAAUUUAAAAAAUAUUACUGUGCUAACGUGUUUUUUCUUGUUUUCCUUAAACGUUGAAAUACUUGACGACUAUGUUGUGCUAUCUGAAAAUAUUUCAAGCACUUGAGGGCUUGUUAGCGUGAUUUAAAAAAUAAAGGGCUGCUCAUUAUAUAA
Syngnathus acus (greater pipefish) is the source of this 1381-nucleotide messenger RNA. RefSeq names its product angiotensin II receptor-associated protein. Bases 152 to 658 code for a protein of 168 amino acids. NCBI's taxonomy places the organism in Eukaryota, Metazoa, Chordata, Actinopteri, Syngnathiformes, Syngnathidae. The record is from RefSeq and is a predicted model, not a curated record. Gene Ontology annotation, biological process: angiotensin-activated signaling pathway; regulation of blood pressure. Gene Ontology annotation, cellular component: plasma membrane. The transcript has 6 exons.